AUGCCACAUUCAAGUUCAUCUGUGGUAUCAGAAGAACUAUCCGUGCAUGAGAUACUGCAUCAACCAGUUUUUUCGUCGUCUUCAGAAGAACCGCCUACAGAAGAAUGGUCGUCCCUGGUAGCCCUCUCUAUUGAAGAUGCACCAAAAAUGGCACUAUACAAGCAUGGUCUUUAUAACCCCGGGAGUGGAGAAAUUUGCGCGAAAUACAUACCAAUGUCGGCCAGCUCAAUUCUGAUUCAUCCUUACUACAAUUACCCUGGAAUAAAGGAUCCUGGAGUAUUGCAGGCUUUACUAGACCCAGAAGAACAUAAGCAAUACCUUACGGAUGGCCAAGAAUUAUAUUUAGACGAGUGUGAGAAAAUGAAGGUCAUCCCCGUGAGACCUUUUUGGCGUGGAUUGCUGCAACGAACUAUUGAUUUAAAAUAUUACGGUGUGAAUCCAAUCGGUGUUCAGGCGAUGUGCAAGGCAUUGUCUUACAAUAAUAACGUGGUUCGCUUAGAUUUGACAUCAAAUUUUCUGGACAAUGAUGCAUGUUACCACCUCGGUCAGUUACUGGGUGAGAAUACUGUCCUCCAGGAACUCAUAUUAUCUGGAUGCAGGAUACAAUGUAGGGGUGUAAGAAGAAUAGUUGUCAAGCUUUACGGUCGCAGUUUAGAUUUGCUGGAUUUAUCUCGAAAUCAACUUGGGGACAAAGGAUUUGAAUACGUUGCUGAGCAAUUGCUUAGAGGAGCUGUAAUUAAAAGAUUAAAUUUGAGCUUUAAUGAAUUAGGAAUGGACUCCGCGUUAUCAUUCGCAAGAGCCAUUGAAGGGAACAAUACAAUUAGCCAUCUCGAUUUAUCCUGGAAUCAAUUAUCCACUAUGAAAGGUACCACUGAACUAAUAGAAAAACUAGGCGGAAAUAAAUUUCUCGUUGAACUUAAUGUCUCGUGGAAUGCUCUCAAAAUCGCGAAACCCUUACGAAAACUCCUAUCCGCACCUUCUCUAAGGGUGCUUGAUCUCAGUAAUAAUAAACUGCCACGAACAGCUCCUAGGCUAUUAGGACUGGGGCUUGUUAAAGCCAGAAGGCUUGACACUCUCGAUCUAUCAAAUAACCCCUUUACACCAGACGAUGCGCUAUACCUUUUGAGGGCACUAGAAAAGAAAAAAGUUCGAUUAAACAAUCUAAUUAUGGACAAUAUUGCUGUGACCAGAGAGUUUUUGGAGGAACGUAAGAGAAUUUUAAAACACAGUUACCGCAAAAAUACCAAUGUCACAUACGGGAAUGUUUUGUACAACUAUUCCCUAUCAACUGCCGAUAUGAGACUCAUAAUUAUGAAAAGACUGGACUUCAUCACGAAGAGACCAGGAAAGAAGACCCAAAUGGAUAUUGCACUGUACUUUCUUGAGAAACGAAAGACAUUAGAAUUAAUGCAGCCACGUGAAAUACUACGUGACUUAAAAGCAGCAGGUAUUACUGUUGAUGAGAACCUGGUGAACCAUUUGGCGGAGAGCUUUCCUGGACCCAUGAGCGAUAAAGGAACAAGCACCAUUAAAUUGGAUCGUGUAGUUGACAUGAUUCAAAGACUUUGGCCGGAAAGAAAAUUACCUCCUACUCCACCCCCUGAACCAGAGAUAGAAGUCGAAAAGAAAAAGGGGAAAAAAGGGAAAAAGAAGAAUUAA
Molecule: messenger RNA, 1659 nt
Organism: Zerene cesonia (dogface butterfly)
Lineage: Eukaryota; Metazoa; Arthropoda; Insecta; Lepidoptera; Pieridae
Product: leucine-rich repeat-containing protein 74B-like
Exons: 10
Coding region: 1-1659 (552 amino acids)
Biological process (GO): nucleocytoplasmic transport; activation of GTPase activity
Cellular component (GO): nucleus; perinuclear region of cytoplasm; cytosol
Molecular function (GO): small GTPase binding; GTPase activator activity
Source: RefSeq, a predicted model, not a curated record